Messenger RNA from Anopheles darlingi, 657 nucleotides. Its product is annotated as esterase 6-like. The record is from RefSeq and is a predicted model, not a curated record. NCBI's taxonomy places the organism in Eukaryota, Metazoa, Arthropoda, Insecta, Diptera, Culicidae. The transcript has 2 exons. The coding region runs from base 1 to 657 and encodes 218 amino acids.
AUGGCUUUCAAUUUGGCGCGCUACUUUGGCUACAAAGGAUCGAGCCAGAAGGGAGCACUCGACACACUGCUCAAGGUUCCCGCCGUGCAACUCGCUAAACAUCAACGAAAGGCCCUCGAUCCAGCAGCAAAGCACAACGAUCUGGUGUUUGUAUUCCUUCCGGUGGUGGAACAAACGCUCACCAAUGACAGCAUCAUCACACAGGAACCGGAACAGAUUUUGAAAACGUACGACACGCUGCAGAUACCGCUGUUGGAAGGAUGCAACGAUGGUGAGGGUAUUCUUGGACUCUUCAUCAUCCGGAACCAGUUGGACGGGAUCGCUCAACUUCCAAACCGUUUGGCAUCGAAGAUGUUUCGUGCUCUCCCAAAGGAUGAAAUUUCGCGAAUCAGUGAACGGAUCAAGCGAUUCUACUUUGGUGAUCAACCGGCCGAUCGUUGGGACCGAGAGCAGCUAAAACAUCUUCUCUCGGAUAUGAUUUUCAUGACUGAUUCCUGGCUCAACGCUGAAUGGGUGGCACGAUAUCAACCCCAUUUGCGCCACUAUCACUAUCGUUUCACGUACGACGGACGAUUCAGUAUUCUCAAGCGGUUUUACCGCAAUUCAAGCACGCCCGGUGCCUGUCAUGGUGACGAGUUGAUGUACAUGUUCUGGUAA